AUGCUCAAAGCCUUGAAACCCCUCGUCGUGCCUCACGUCGUCGUACUCCUCGUUGGCCUCGUCUUUCUGAUCACUGCGGUCACUACGCACGAGGCGAAAGAAGCGGGAGAGAUCCACUACCUAGGCGAGUGCUAUUGCUGGACCAAGGAGCUGAAAUGCAGCGGAGAGCAGACUCGCACCCUCUACGGUAGUACGCUGCCUGGGGCCAAUGAGAUCGGAUACUGCGAGAGUGUCGCGCCUGGGCACCCAGUGACCAAAGCCUGCGUCAAACCGGAUUGCUCCGCCGACUGCGACACGAUGAAAGUUCAGGCGCAUGCCUGUAUUGACAAUACAAGGGCUUAUCGUUGCCUUAUUUUCGAGGACGAUGGGCCUCCGGCUAAGCGACUCGACGGCAAAGACUCCGCUAUUGAUGACGAGGGGUAA
This is a messenger RNA of Jaminaea rosea, 423 nucleotides long. RefSeq lists its product as hypothetical. NCBI's taxonomy places the organism in Eukaryota, Fungi, Basidiomycota, Exobasidiomycetes, Microstromatales. The transcript has 4 exons. The coding region runs from base 1 to 423 and encodes 140 amino acids. The record is from RefSeq and is a predicted model, not a curated record.